AUGGGGUUCGGUGGUUUAUUGAGGUGUGGUCAGCCAAAGGAAAUUGACCACCAUCUGAUCACCGCUUUGAUUGAACGUUGGAGGCCAGAGACUCACACGUUUCACUUCCCAGUCGGUGAAGCGACUGUAACAUUGGAAGACGUGGAGGUUUUAUGGGGCCUGAAAGUUGAUGGAGAGGCUGUGACGGGUUACAUCCCCCCGACACAACCGGGAUAUUGGCAGGACAGGUGUUUGGAUUUUCUAGGAUUCAUACCGGACGCAUCCGAGUUGAAGGAAAUGGCUUUUAAGCAGACAAGCUUAUCGCGUCAAUUGAGGAUUGAGAUGAAUGAUGAGCACGAACACAACAUAUAUGCUCAGCGGGCUCGUAUCUACUGUCUGCUAUUACUUGGUGGUCUGAUGAUCCCGAAUGCCACCGGAAAUAAAAUUCCGUUCUUCUACCUGCAAUUUUUCAUGGAUAUAGAACGGUGUUCUACCUAUAGCUGGGGUGGUGCGACGCUUGCUUGCUUGUACCACAAUUUGUGUGAAGCUGCCAUUGCUAAGAGGACGGAUGUCGGGGGAGCCUUAACUCUAUUACAGCUGUGGGCUUGGGAGAGAAUCCCAAAUAUUAGACCGAGGAUGCUAGAUCCCGUGCAUACAGACUAUCUACCAUGUGCAAGCGCAUGGAAUGGUCCGGCGUCAUAUUUUAUUUGGAUGCCUUAUCUCCAACGGCAGUUGCCGGAAAGUUGUGAUGCCGGUCGUCCUGUAUGGAUGUCGAUAACAACGCUUAUUUCCUGGAAUCUGGCUGAGCCACACCGAGUGUUGCGCCAAUUUGGGAUUUUCCAACCGUAUAUCCCGCAACUCCCCCGGUUCCACGGAGUGGGACAACAGACACUUUUUGGUGUGGACUGA
This is a messenger RNA of Salvia splendens (bonfire salvia), 888 nucleotides long. RefSeq names its product serine/threonine-protein phosphatase 7 long form homolog. The record is from RefSeq and is a predicted model, not a curated record. NCBI's taxonomy places the organism in Eukaryota, Viridiplantae, Streptophyta, Magnoliopsida, Lamiales, Lamiaceae. Gene Ontology annotation, biological process: meristem maintenance; meristem development. Bases 1 to 888 code for a protein of 295 amino acids. The transcript has 4 exons.